Messenger RNA from Sordaria macrospora k-hell, 3522 nucleotides. RefSeq lists its product as uncharacterized. NCBI's taxonomy places the organism in Eukaryota, Fungi, Ascomycota, Sordariomycetes, Sordariales, Sordariaceae. The record is from RefSeq and is a predicted model, not a curated record.
AUGUCAGCAAUAACUCUACCAACAUACGAGGAGGCUACCAGGAAAGCGGACUGGCUGGAGCUGGUUGACCCGUACAUCCCGAUCAACGACUAUGCCCGACUCUGCUGUGUGUCCCGGCGCUUCAACAAAUAUUUCCUCCCGAAGCUCUGGUUCGACCCGUUUGCCAUGUGCUACGCCCUCGGGCCAAUAACCAAGCCUGAUGGAGAGAAAAUUCCGAGGACCGAUCUGUUAUUGCGUACCGUGCCUUAUGCCCGCUUGAACACCCGUUCCCUGGUGUUCGCUUUCACUCCACGCAUCAAGGACUGGCUAUCCAUGCUCGGCCGUGCACCCGGAGCCUUUCCUCCCUCCUCCUGGUUCCUCAACUUGCGCUGUUUAACCCUGCUUGAUUGUCCUCCCCCAGAUGACCACGAGCAGAUCAUCCAAUUCAGCGCUAGCUGGUUUCCAAGACGGCCAUAUGUCGUUUCUGCCGUCAGGUGUUCUCAACUGCCAGUACAAUGGCCAGACUAUGAACAAUUCCGGAACCUCAUCGUCUACUUGGAUGAUUCUUACAUUCACAAGCGGCAUGGACACCCUCAUCCGACCUCCCUCCUCUUCAAGCGUAUGCCCCGCUUACGUAUCCUGAAGGCGACAGGCCACGAUUUGGGAGACACCCACGCUGCAGAAAUCCUCCGUAACCUGGGGCGGAGGUUAUGGAGUCUUGAUCUAUCCAACAACGGGUUGACUAAUCGCUUUCUCAAAGACGCCUACCGGUUUUUCGGAUUCACUCGCUUUAGGCAGGUCGGGGGCCGUAACGAGGAUGGAUUGUGCACAUGCUUUGGCCACGGCCAUCGCUACGAAUUGGAAGGCUCUAUAUGCAGUAGCACGAAUGGUUUCUUUAUUCACGAGACACCUUGGACCGAGGACUUGCGUUUGUAUCAUCCCCGGAGGUACCAUGAGGACAGCCCGGAAUAUGCAGAGGAUCCCGAUGCAGAGUCUCGCGAGGUCAGAAAGAGAGCUCUCGAUGACUCGCUUGAUGCUGUCAUCAAAGCCAUCGGCAUGCAGGGUGUUCAUUUGUUCGAUUAUCUUCAGCCUCCUUUCCUUGGUAUCACCCAUCUCUAUCUCAACCAGAACCCCAUGCUCACUGUGAAAAAAAUUCAGAAGCUCAUUGAGUAUGGAUUUGAGCAGUUGCAGCGGUUCGAGUGCGACUCUAUGCUGUUCAUGCCUGAAAAAGACAUGUCUCGAUACGACGGGUACUACCACGACUCCAGAGUUGUACCAUCAUGCGUAUCUGGCUCCAAGAACCAGGCAAUAUCCGGCAUCUUGGGUCUCUCUCAUCUCUUUCGCCCUGUCUUCACCAACCUACAAAUCUUGCGUAUCCAUCACUCACUUGUCACCAAUCUACCCUCGCUAACGGGCUUUGAUGAUCUUUCUGCCAUGGAGAAGAUAUGGUUUGCCGAAACCUUCCUCCUCCCUCGAGCCGAUUUGGUCUUUCCCAACCCCUUCCACCCAGACAUGAACCCCCGACUGAGUUCCUUGACCUUGACGCACAUCCCACGGUACUCUACCGGGACUUUGAUCGAGAGACUCAAGGGAUUGCUGAAAGCUGCAUGGUUUCAGGAACAAACAAUUGCCAAAUUAAGGGCAGAGUAUCGCCGGGUCCAAUCACGUUAUCAACCACCGCUGCUGUCCGGACUGCGCAAGAUCUUCCUCGAAUUCGACCCUGACCCGCGUGACGAGCAAGGGAAGGCCCAGAUGGGAACUGAUGCGUACGAGGGCUUUGAUGCCGAAGCCCUGCUCAACAGCGGUGCUACUGACGAGUUUGGAACGUUUGGGGGGUUCACCAGCCGCAACACCAGAAACGGCACAAGCGGCCCAUCAACGUCGUCCGCUGUGAGACAUGUCAAUGCCAACAACAACAGCGCGACAGGGCCCCGGCGGCAACAACCGCAGGACAGCUCAGAGUUGCCCCGACUGGCCGCCGAGACACCGGAGGUCCGAGCGGUGCUUCAGUCUCGGUAUCAGCAAUGGUCACAGGGAGUUGACCAUUGGGCGCGUGGGAAGCUUGAUUGGAGUCGACCAACUUACGUGACGGACCCCUUGAGGCCAAAAAGAAACCCAAAGGUAUUCAUUGGGUACAACAAGGACAGCCCAAACCAACCGGUGCUCGUCAACAAUGGGGUAUCGCCGUCUGGGCUAGCAUCCUCAUCAUCAGUUCAGGGGCCAUUCGAUUCACUACAAUCCCCGGACUGUCCACAAGAACAUGUCGAAGAAUCCCGAACGCCUCCUGCAUUACCAGUAUCAAUACAAUCAAUUACUGGCUAUAACACAAGACGAGCUGACUCAUCACCACCCGCGUACACAGCUUCACCCACUCCAGCCCGACUUCCUUCCACUUCUCUUUCUCAAGUGCCACUCCCAUAUUCCACCACCUCCCAUGCCUCGUCUUCUUCACUACAGCCUCCUCGUCCAUCAGAAAACCCAGCUCCACUAACCCCCAUCCCUCCCUGCUACACCUCCUUCCCCUACUUCCUCUCUCUCGAAGAGAAACAAGCUUCCCUGACCACCUACCACCUUCUCAUCUCCCGCGCUCUAUGGUUGCAUCCAGAAAGUGUACGUUCUGCUAGUCUCAACGCUGGCCUCGGUGGCCCUAGCGCCGCCGAGCAAAAUCGCAUCCUACUACAACUCUUCCAUCCCAUCAACGCUGCCACCCCGAGCAUGGUUCGGGCAGGGGUGCCGACACAGUUGCCCAUACAGCAGCGGGAUCUGGAACUGGAACUGGGGCGGUGGGUGGUUAGAUAUGAAGAAGAACAACAACGGGUGGAGGCCGAGUUAGUGCACCCUCAUGCAAAUCGUUAUGAAAUUGCGCUGCUUCGUCAACGGUCAAACAGAGUUCUUCAUUAUGGACAGCGCGUGGAAGAGCUACGUCAGGCGACGAGGAGAGCUCAAGAUCAAGCUCAAGAGAGGAGGGGAGGCCCCCCCGAAAUACCAACAGGGGCAGGAUGUUAUGUCUUUUGGAAUGCAUGGAAAGCGGGUCUGUUUGGGGAUGUAAUGUUUCCUUCUGUUGAUGCCUCUGGCUCCGUCUCUUCUACAUCUACCUCUGCCUCUGCCUCCCAGAAUGCGCAUGGUGGUAGUAGUGGGUUGGAUACUGCACCGUCCACCUCCACAAGUACCUCUACCUCUACUUCUACCCCCUCAAAUACCUCCACGGAAAGGAGGAGCACGGAAGGCAGCAGGCACAAAAACAGAGACCUCCUAAGAAAAGAUAUGCGUCGUCCUACACACGAGGAACUAAGCCAGAUGAAGGACGUGAUUGAAGAACUUAAGAAGUUUAGGGCGUUAACUAGCGGGAGUGGAAGUGGGAGUAGCAGUAGCAGUAGCAGUGGUAAGACUGAGGGUUCCGAAAGCAAGGACAAGGACAAGGACAAGGGAAAGAAAAAGGGUAAACAAAAAGCCACUGUGGUGGGCGGAAGUGACGAUGAAAACAGCGAGUCGGAAUGGGCAGGUAAACAUUGGAUGGGCGAGCUGAAGGUUAUCAGAUAUUAG